Symsagittifera roscoffensis is the source of this 2088-nucleotide messenger RNA. Its product is annotated as nuclear protein localization protein 4 homolog. Lineage: Eukaryota; Metazoa; Xenacoelomorpha; Acoela; Convolutidae. Gene Ontology annotation, molecular function: ubiquitin binding; ubiquitin protein ligase binding. Gene Ontology annotation, biological process: ubiquitin-dependent protein catabolic process. The transcript has 5 exons. Gene Ontology annotation, cellular component: nucleus. Bases 40 to 1941 code for a protein of 633 amino acids. The record is from RefSeq and is a predicted model, not a curated record.
UCAUAAAGAUUUAUUGUAAUAAACUUCAGGUUUGCUAUAAUGCUACUGAGAAUUCAGACAGCUGAACAAGGAACAAAAAGAGUUGAAGUCAACGCAAGUGACUCCACAGCUGCGUUGUACGAAAAAGCUAUUGCUGCUUUUCAGUUGCCUACUCCUAAAGCAUAUCGAUUAUUUAGAAGCAGAGAUUUGAAACAUGUUAUACCUCCGGGCUCCUCGACAUUAACAUCUUCCAAGCUAAACCAUGGCGAUAUGAUUUACCUGUUUAAAAGUGAUGCAAAAGUUGGAAAUUUGGUUCAAGGAAAAGGGGAAUUUCUCGUCCCUGGUUCAUCAGUCUCAGACGUCUCUGCAGCUAGUAGUCAAUCAGAUACCUCAGUGAUACCAGUCCAAGCCGUGUCAAAUAGUGAUAUCGUGGAGGACGAAGUUGAUAGAAUCCUAAGUGAAAUGAAUGGUCAAAUCGAGCGCGAAAUGAACCCACUUCUCUGUAGUCACCAUAAGAAAAAUAAGUGUGUGCAUUGCAUACCACUGGAUCCCUGGGAUGAACAGUAUUUAAACGAAAAAGAUCCGCCUGUCAAAUUUUUGUCAUUCCAUUCGUACAUCAGGAAGCUUAAGAGUGGUGCUGAUAAAGGAAAAUUUGUUUUCCUUGAUGAUAUAAACUGCCAGAUAGUUCCUGGAUGCGCCGAACAUCCGCCGUGGCCCAAUGGUAUCUGCACGAAAUGUCAACCGAACGCAGUUACCUUAUCUAGACAAAUUUAUCGACACAUUGACUAUGUCGCUUUCCAGAAUUCAGCAAUUAUUCACAACUUUUUGAACUAUUGGCGAAAGUCUGGAUAUCAAAGAGUUGGAUACUUAUACGGAAAGUACGAACCACAUUUGGACGUACCACUAGGUACAAAAGCAGUUGUUUAUUGUAUAUAUGAACCACCACAGAGUUGCACGGCCAAUUCAGUCGAGCUUUUGGAAGAUCCUGAUGAAGCUCAGGUUGACAGGCUGGCUCAGCUUUUCGGUCUGCUUCGUGUGGGUUGGAUAUUCACUGAUUUGCUUCCCGAAGACAUGACUAAAGGAACGGUGAAGUACCUCAGAGGUGCAGACUCAUAUUUUUUGUCGGCCGAGGAAACUAUAACAGCAGCCUUCCUACAGACAAAGCAUCCGAAUAUGUGUAAAAUAGCUAAAAACGGAUGCUUUGGGUCCAAAUUUGUGACAGUGUGCGCUACUGGAAACUCUGAAAAUCAGAUUCACUUCGAGGCCUAUCAGAUCUCCAAUCAGGGAAUGGCGCUUGUCAGGGAUAAGUGUCUGCUGCCGACUCACGACUGUCCAGAACUGGCAUUUGUGAAGGAGAGCUCGUCUGAUCAAUAUGUUCCAGAUGUGUUCUUCAAGUACAAAGAUGAGUUUGGUAAUGAGAGAACGAAGCUAGGACGCCCUCUGCCAAUUGAGUAUCUGCUAAUAGACGUGCCUUCUGCUUUCCCCAAAGAGGAAGUCUUGUUUUUCAACAAACACGCCAAAAAUCCCUUUCCCGGAUGCAACAGAGACUCAAUCGGUGAAAGUCAAAAUUUCGGAUCUCUCUCGCAGUACUUCCAGCAGUUCUCAGACGACGAGUUUUUUGAAGCAAUUGCCGAUUUUCAGCUGCUAAUAGCUGUUGCCAAGUUGGACGUGUACCCUAUGAUGGAACAUUUAGAAGAGUUGAUUGACGGUAUGCGGGAGCAAAACAAGGCAGCUGUGAACAGGUGGGCUCAAAAAGAACACUGGCAGACGGUGAGUCAGCUGAUGAAGGCUCAGGGGGGCCACGGGCAGGGCAAUGGCAUAGCGGGCUCGGAUGGAAUGGACAUGUCUGAUUUCGGACCAGCUGGUGCUUCAGGUGCAUUCUGGGAUUGUAAACACUGUACAUUCCAUAAUGCGGAGCCAAAAAGCUCUUGUGAAAUGUGCGGUCUGCCUAGAAACGGAUAGACUGAUGCCGAUAAACUUACCAUGAACUGAAUUGAUAUAUAUUAUAGAUUGUAAUGUAAAUUUCCUCUAAGUGUGUAAUUUUUAAAUGAGCUGAAUUUGACGACAUUAAACACACGCGAGUGCGUGUUGAAUAUAAUUGCGCUUUAA